Molecule: messenger RNA, 3160 nt
Organism: Ilex paraguariensis (yerba mate)
Lineage: Eukaryota; Viridiplantae; Streptophyta; Magnoliopsida; Aquifoliales; Aquifoliaceae
Source: the annotation of a GenBank genome assembly
CGCUUGAUGGAAUCCCAUUGAAAAUGUUACUUUUAUCUUGUUGAGUACUCGUACUAUUAGUAUUUAUAUAAUGAGCUUGGACUACUUGACUACUACAACAUCAAUGGCUAUUCGAGUGUGUUUAUUGAUUUUGGUUUUGAGCAUAUUGAUCGCAGAAUCGAAGUAUAUGGUUUACGAUACUUCGCAAGGCAUUGUUUCCGGGAAGCUCAAUGUUCAUUUGGUACCUCACUCUCAUGAUGAUGUUGGUUGGUUGAAGACUAUUGAUCAGUACUAUGUGGGUUCCAAUAACACUAUUCAGGGAGCAUGUGUUCAAAAUGUAUUGGAUUCGUUGAUUCCAGCAUUACUGGCAGAUAAAAACCGGAAAUUUAUAUAUGUUGAACAGGCGUUUUUCCAGCGUUGGUGGAGAGACCAGAGCGAGGCAAUGCAGAACACAGUCAAGCAGCUCGUCAGCUUGGGUCAACUCGAGUUCAUAAAUGGGGGCAUGUGCAUGCACGAUGAAGCUACCGCACAUUACAUUGAUAUGAUUGAUCAGACAACACUUGGGCACCGAUUUAUCAAAGAGGAGUUCAAUGUAACUCCAAGAAUUGGUUGGCAAAUUGACCCCUUUGGACAUUCUGCCGUGCAGGCUUAUCUGUUGGGUGCCGAGGUUGGAUUUGACUCCUUCUUCUAUGGGCGAAUUGACUACCAAGACAGAGCUAAGCGGAAAGACAAGAAGAGCCUUGAGGUUGUCUGGCGGGGUUCUAAGAGUUUUGGUUCAUCUGCACAGAUUUUUUCUGGAGCAUUCCCUGAGAAUUAUGAACCUCCAAGUGGUUUUUACUUUGAAGUCAAUGAUGAUAAUGGUGGUUCUCCAGUUGUCCAGGAUAACAUCAACUUGUUUGAUUACAAUGUCCAAGAGCGUGUCAAUGAUUUUGUAGCUGCUGCUUUAUCACAGGCUAAUAUUACACGCACAAAUCAUAUAAUGUGGACGAUGGGGACAGAUUUCAAGUACCAAUAUGCUCAAACAUGGUUCCGAAAUCUGGACAAGCUGGUUCAUUAUGUGAAUCAAGAUGGACGUGUCAAUGCUCUAUAUUCAACCCCAUCUUUAUACACUGAUGCAAAAUAUGCAACAAACGAGUCAUGGCCACUCAAAACUGAUGACUUCUUCCCAUACGCAGACCGUGUUAAUGCUUACUGGACAGGAUAUUUUACAAGUAGGCCUGCCCUAAAAGGCUAUGUGAGAAUGAUAAGUGGAUACUAUCUGGCAGCAAGGCAAUUGGAAUUUUUUAAUGGAAGGGGAAAAACAGGGCCUGUCAUGGACAGUUUACCUGAUGCUUUGGCAGUUGUUCAGCAUCAUGAUGCAGUUAGUGGUACUGAACAGCAGCAUGUGGCUGAUGAUUAUGCAAAAAGGCUGUCAAUAGGCUACAAGGAGUCAGAGGAUUUAGUUGCAGCUUCGCUCGCUUGUAUGGUAGAAUCAACAUCAAAAUCUAGAUGCGUAAGCCCAGUGACCAAGUUUCAACAGUGUCCGCUUCUGAACAUAACUUAUUGUCCUCCAACAGAAGUUGAUCUCUCUCGUGGAAAAAGAUUGGUUGUGGUUGUCUACAAUUCUUUGGGUUGGAAAAGAGAGGAUGUUAUAAGAAUUCCUGUUAUCAAUGAGAAUGUAACCGUUCGGGAUUCCAGUGGAAAAGAAAUUGAAGCACAGAUUUUACCUGUAGCUACUGCCUCUGUAGCCUUAAGAAACUUCUACGCUGCCGCAUAUGUGGGUCAAUCUCCAAGUGCAGGUCCCUUGUAUUGGCUUGCUUUCACAGCAUCUGUUCCACCUCUGGGUUUUGGCACCUACACGGUGUCAAAAGCUAAACUGGCAGAUUCAGCUGCCACUUUAGGGGGACAGAAACUGUACAAUUCUGCCGCAAGUCAAAUUGAUACUAUUGAAGUUGGGCCAGGAAGUUUAAAGCUUUUCUAUUCUAGAAAUGAAGGAAAGCUUAUUCAGUAUAACAAUAGGAGAAGCUUGGUCAAAGCAUCAGUAGAACAAUCAUACAGCAGUUAUUCUGCAGAUGAUGGAAGUGGGGAUCUUCAGGCCUCUGGAGCAUACGUCUUUCGUCCAAAUGGUACUAUACCCAUCCAAAGGAAAGGAAAGAUCCCAUUUAGGGUUCUGGGGGGACCAAUAUAUGAUGAAGUUCAUCAGGAAAUUAAUUCAUGGAUAUAUCAGACCACAAGAGUGUACAAGGCAAAGGAACAUGCCGAAGUUGAGUUUACUGUCGGCCCUAUACCUAUCGAUGAUGGAAUUGGUAAAGAGAUCGUGGCUCAGAUUACAACCACCAUGAAAACCAACAAAACAUUUUUUACUGAUUCUAAUGGACGUGAUUUCCUUGAAAGGAUUCGAGAUUAUAGAGCUGACUGGGACCUUGAAGUGAACCAACCUAUUGCUGGAAAUUAUUACCCCAUCAAUCUUGGAAUGUACAUGAAAGAUGACGCCACUGAGCUCUCAGUCUUGGUGGAUAGAUCUGUCGGGGGAUCCAGCAUUUCUGAUGGGCAAUUGGAGCUGAUGCUCCAUAGGAGAUUGCUUCGUGAUGAUUCCAGAGGAGUUGCAGAGGCACUAAAUGAAACAGUUUGUAUUCAUGAUGAAUGCUACGGAUUAACUAUUCAGGGGAAAUUCUAUUUUAGAAUUGAUCCCCUUGGAGAGGGUGCCAAGUGGCGUCGGUCAUUUGGUCAAGAGAUAUACUCUCCAUUUCUCUUAGCCUUCACUGAGCAGGAUGGAGAUAAAUGGACAAAUUUCCAAGUGCCAACCUUUUCAGGGAUGGCUCCUUCCUACAGUCUACCUAAUAAUACUGCGAUGAUAACCCUCCAGGAGCUUGAAGAUGGAAAAGUUCUUCUUCGGUUUGCGCACUUAUAUGAGAUUGGGGAGGACAAAGAUCUCUCGGUUAUGGCAAGCGUAGAAUUAAAAAACCUGUUCCCAUAUAAGAAGAUAAACAAAGUCAUGGAAAUGAGCUUAUCUGCAAACCAAGGAAGAGAAGAAAUGGAGAAAAAAAGGUUGGUUUGGAAGGUUGAAGGCUCUCAUAAUGAAGAAGCCAAUGUGUUAAGAGGAGGCCCGGUCGAUCCUAUAAAACUGGUGGUUGAACUUGCUCCAAUGGAAAUUCGCACCUUCAUUAUUGAGCUCAGUGACAAAUCGGCUACUACAAGGUAA